AUGCGCAAAAUCUACCGCGUUGGUGGCAAGUGGAAUAAGCCAGACUGGUACGACCCCUUUGGAUCGGACCCAAACCAUCCAACACUCAUCUGCGUCAAAGAGGAGGCGGAACAUGCGUUACGCAAGCGGCAGAUCUCUUCUCUUUACUCAAUGUCUACUUUGGUUCAUUACGAGCCUGCCGUCGACCGAGCAGUUGAGGUUUGUAUCAACAGGCUGCAGGACUUGUCAGUCAGUCACCGGGAUGAACGUGGUGCACCAUUUGACUUGCCCGAAUUCUUGCAAUGCUUAGCCUUUGACAUUAUUUCCCAGAUUACCUUUGAUGAAAGUUUGGACCUGAUGACGCGAGGGCCCAAAACUGACGGGCUUCUUGGAGCCAUCCGGAGUGUCUUCUACGUGGCUGCAAUCAUGGCUCCAGUUCCUGCCUUAUACAAUUUUGUUCAGCGUCUGGUCAGUUUCGUCGGCCGCUUUUACUCCAACGCAUACAGUCCUCUUCAGAAACUUUUGGCCCUGGUAUCAGCGAAAGCAGAGCACUACCAACGAAUGACCGGUGUCAGAAAGUCUGUGAGCGAUAAAGGUGAGCCGUUCGUUGCCAAGGUCGUCGGUCUUGUUACCGGAGGGAAACUCCACCCUAGGGGCAUACUCGAUACUUGCGGCUCCAACUACGUGGCCGGGUCAGACACCACGGGCAUCGCGAUAUCGGCGAUUAUAUGGCACAUCUACCAUCACCCCGAGAAGCUGACCAGGCUACGUGCUGAGAUCGAGGCUUCGGGACCUGGACCGAUACGUUUCGCGCAGGCGCAGGCGCUGCCAUAUCUGAAUGCUGUGAUAAGCGAGGCGAUGCGGCUGCACCCGUCCAUUGUCUCGAUAUCCCCAAGAGAGGUGCCCGAAGGGGGAGAGUAUCUCGCAGGUCAUUACUUCCCUGCCAAGACGCAGGUGGGAGUGAGCGCUUGGUCGAUUCACAGAAAUCCGGAGGUCAGUGGACCUGACGCAGAUGUCUUCCGACCUGAGAGAUGGCUUGAGAAUAACGGGAACGCUUUGGGGAGUGAGAAGAAGGCGGAAAUGUCAUUUGCUUUCGCCGGCGGCACUCGUUCUUGUCUCGGAAAGAACAUAGCCCUAUUGGAGAUUACAAAGGCUGUACCGGAAAUCGUGCGACGAGUCGAUCUCGUCUUUGCCGAACAGUCGUACACAAAUGUGACUUGCGGCUUAGUGUGGCCGCAGUAUCACGUGUGGAUCAAGCAAAGUGGUUAA
This is a messenger RNA of Colletotrichum karsti, 1248 nucleotides long. RefSeq lists its product as uncharacterized. The transcript is spliced from 4 exons. Gene Ontology annotation, molecular function: iron ion binding; oxidoreductase activity, acting on paired donors, with incorporation or reduction of molecular oxygen; heme binding. NCBI's taxonomy places the organism in Eukaryota, Fungi, Ascomycota, Sordariomycetes, Glomerellales, Glomerellaceae. Bases 1 to 1248 code for a protein of 415 amino acids. The record is from RefSeq and is a predicted model, not a curated record.